This is a messenger RNA of Osmerus eperlanus (European smelt), 3164 nucleotides long. It is a transcript of the gene cntn3a.1, whose product is annotated as contactin 3a, tandem duplicate 1. Gene Ontology annotation, molecular function: cell-cell adhesion mediator activity. The coding region runs from base 495 to 2915 and encodes 806 amino acids. Lineage: Eukaryota; Metazoa; Chordata; Actinopteri; Osmeriformes; Osmeridae. Gene Ontology annotation, biological process: axon guidance; brain development; cell-cell adhesion. Gene Ontology annotation, cellular component: plasma membrane; axon. The record is from RefSeq and is a predicted model, not a curated record. The transcript is spliced from 21 exons.
AGCCCUUCUACAGGUGGAAGCUGAACGACUCGUUCAUCAUCCCCAGACUCGGGUCACGCUACGCCCUCAGCGGGGGGAACCUGCGCAUCAGCCACCUCAACAAAGACCAAGACGUGGGGAUCUACCAGUGUCUCGCCUCCAAUUCCUUUGGCACUGUCGUCAGCAGAGAAGCCAGUCUGCAUAUCGCUUACUUGGAGAACUUCAAGACCCAGAAACGGAGUCCUGUGAGGGUUCGUGAAGGUCAAGGUGUGGUCUUGCUGUGUGGACCCCCUCAGUAUUCUGGAGAGCUCACGUUCACGUGGAUCUUCAACGAGUACCCGUCAUUCGUGACUCAGGACACCCGGCGCUUCGUCUCCCAGAAGACGGGCAACUUGUACAUCGCCAAGGUGGAGCCCUCGGACGUGGGCAACUACACCUGCGUGGUGACCAACACGGUCACCAAGAGUAGCGUUCAAGGACCCCCCGCCCCCUUGGUGCUCCGCGUUGAUGGCAUCAUGGGUGAAUAUGAGCCAAAGAUUGAGGUUCAGUUUCCAGAGAUCGUGCCAGUGGCGAAGAGCUCUACGGUGAAGCUUGAGUGUUUUGCUCUGGGAAACCCUGUCCCUACCAUCAGCUGGAGGAGGGUGGACGAGGUUCCUUUCGGCCGGAAGGUGGAUGUGAACAAGGCCAGCGGCGUUCUGGAGAUCCCGUACUUCCAGGCCGAAGAUGCAGGACUGUAUGAAUGUGUGGCCGAAAAUGCCAGAGGGAGGAACACCGUCAAAGGAAAGCUCUCGUUCUAUGCGCCGCCUCACCUGAUUGAGAAGCCCGAGGAUGCCCAGAGGCCCAUCGACGACACCCUGGUCUGGGAGUGCAAGGCCAGCGCCAAGCCUAAGUCCUCCUACCGCUGGCUGAAGAACGGAGAGUCUCUGGACCCCAUGGAGGACAGGGUUCAGGUGAACAACGGCAUCCUGACUAUCAAUAGCCUGAGGCUGGCAGACAUCGGCAUGUACCAGUGUGUGGCUGAGAACAAGCAUGGAAGGGUCUUCACCAACACUGAGCUCAGAGUGAUAGCCAUAGCUCCAGACUUCUCCCAGAACCUGCUGAAGCCCCAGACCCUGGCCAGGCAGGGGGGAGACGUGCUGAUUGAGUGCCGGCCAAAGAUGUCUCCUCACGGGAUGAUCUCCUGGAGGAAGGGCAAGGAGGCCCUGAGAGAGAGCCACAGGGUCUCUGUGUUGGAAAACGGAAGUCUUCGGAUUGCAAACGUUUCCAAAAUGGACGCCGGUCUCUACACAUGUGUGGCUAGGAACCAGUUUGGAGUAGCCAGCAGUGCCGGGAGUCUCUUGGUUAAAGAGCAAACUAUCAUCACCAGUCCGGCAGGGCACCUGGACGUGACUGUGGGCGAGAGCAUUGUCCUCCCCUGCCAGGUCGCCCACGACCCCUCGCUUGAUCUCAAGUUCACCUGGUUCUUCAACGAGCAGCUCAUCCACUUCGGGAGCCAUGGGGGGUACUUCGAGAGAGUCGGGGGACGUUCCGCGGGUGACAUCAUGAUCAGGAACAUUCAGCUGAGGCAUGCUGGGAAGUACACAUGUGCCGUCCAGACCAAAGUGGACAGUGUGUCUAUCGCGACUGACGUAGUGGUUAGAGGUCCCCCAGGUCCUCCGGUGGCGUUCCAGGUGACAGACAUGACUGAGACCACCGCCUCUCUCUCCUGGAGCCCGGGCCCCGACAACCACAGCCCAGUCCUCAGCCACACCAUCCAGGCCCGCACGCCCUAUUCCCUGGGCUGGCAAGCUGGAACCACAGUGCCUGAGCUGUUGGGAGGCAGACAGCUCACAGCCAUGGUGGUGGACCUUAGCCCCUGGGUGGAGUAUGAGUUCAGGGUUCUGGCCACCAACGCCAUCGGCACUGGAGAACCCAGCAAGUCUUCCAAGAAGGCUCGCACCAAAGACAUGCCCCCCAAGGUGACUCCAGCCAGAGUGAGCGGAGGUGGUGGAGGUCGUUCGGAGCUCGUCAUCACAUGGGAGCCGGUCCCUGAGGAGCAGCAGGGUGGUCCUGGGUUUGGCUACGUGGUGGCGUUCCGCCCUCACGGGGCACAGGGCUGGAUGCAGGCGGCGGUCACCUCUCCCGAGGCCUCCAAAUACGUCUUCAAGAACGAGAGCAUCCCGCCCUUCUCGCCCUACCACGUCAAAGUGGGCGUGUACAAUAACAAAGGGGAGGGGCCCUUCGGCCCGGUGACAACCAUCCACUCUGCGGAGGAAGAGCCCACCAGAGCUCCAGGAAGGCUGAGGGCCAGGAGUGUGUCGUCCUCGCAGGUGGAGGUGACCUGGAAGACCCUCCCCUGGAGCACCAACCGUAGACGCAUCCUGGGCUACGAGCUGAGGUACUGGGGCGAGGGGGAGGGGCAGGAGGAGGCGCGGGUGGUCCGGACGCUGGGGAACAAGACGUCUGUUGUGAUCAGGGAGCUGGAGGGCAGCACCACCUAUCACCUCUCCCUGAGGGCGUACAACAGCGCUGGGCUGGGCCCACACAGUGCCACCAUCAACAUCACCACCAAGAAACCACCACCAAGCCAGGCUCCUGUGAAGAUCAUGUGGAACACCUCCAACUCCAAGGUCAUCUUGAAGUGGGACCAAGUCAGAGCGCUGGAGAACGAGUCCGAGGUCACCGGAUACAAAGUGAUGUACAGUCAGGACAGGCACGGCCAGCCCAGCGUGGUGAAGACCAACAGCACCUCUCUGGAGCUCUCUCUGCCGGUCAACCAGGACUACGUCAUCCAGAUCAAGCCCUUCAGCGAGGGAGGGGAGGGCCUCAGCAGCAGACAGAUCACCAUCCCCAGGAUAGCAGCAGGUUCGCUGGCCAUGGGAGCGGUGGCGACGUCGCCGGCCUCCUCAGCGGUGAGCGUGUUGACUCUCGCCCUCACAGCCUGGACGCUGCUAUGACCGACGCUCUGAGGACUCCACAGUUCUCCAGGAGGCAGCACAGAGACGCAGAGGGAGAAAGAGAGACGUACGCUACAGCCAAGUCUCUUUGUUUUCCACUCUCUGCUAAUCUAUCGUUUUCUUACAAAGACCACCUCCGUCAAGUGGAGGCUUUCUUUCAACGUUUAAAAAAAAAAAAUCUUCAGAAGGAGAUGUUUGGAAGCCCAGCGCCGACGCUUCUUACAAAAGCUGCUUCUGGAUGUAUGUGAC